This is a messenger RNA of Bacidia gigantensis, 654 nucleotides long. RefSeq lists its product as uncharacterized. NCBI's taxonomy places the organism in Eukaryota, Fungi, Ascomycota, Lecanoromycetes, Lecanorales, Ramalinaceae. The coding region runs from base 1 to 654 and encodes 217 amino acids. The transcript has a single exon. The record is from RefSeq and is a predicted model, not a curated record.
AUGGACUCCUGUGCCCUUCUCCGUUCGCAAGGUUGGCUUGGAACAGGGUAUUCAUUAAAUCGAGAAGCAGGGCGUGGGCUCAGAAAUCCAAUCAAGGUUCAACCAAAGAAUGAUGUCCUUGGAAUGGGCAAAAAGAAGCACGAGGCACUGACACAUCAGUGGUGGGCGACAGGAUUUGAUGACGUACUAAAGAGCGUCAAUGCCAGCGAGCAGGAAACCACAACAAAUUUAAGAGAGACUCCCUUGGCUCACCAAUCCGCGAGAGUAACGUUCCAUAGUUCUCGAGUGUCCAAUCUCUACAGUAGCUUUGUCAAAGGGGAGAGUCUGGAGGGUACUAUUACAUCCACUGCUAAGGAUACUCAAAGGCCAAUAGAGCAUUCAAAAGACAGUAACAUUAGUGACAUGAGCAAAAGCAACAUACCUAAAGGUGCUUACAAGGUUGAUGACAGAGGGACGAAACGGAAGAGGAGGAGGGCGGAAGAAGACGACGUGGCAAAAGAAGUUAGUCAAGAAGGAUUGAUUGUAGGGUCGUUCGAUUCCGUGGAGCAGUUUGUGGGCCAAGCAGCUCAUCGCACUAUGCAAGAUGCUUCGCAAAGGAAGAAGGUCAAAAGGAGGGCGCGGAAAGCUGCACGAGCUUGUAAGAAGGUUAUCUGA